AAAUUUGGUUGUAAAUUAGGUCAAAUUACAAGUUCUGAAGUUCUUCCGGAAACAAUUUGAAGUUCCAAAAUUCAAAUGAAAAUGUUUAAAAAUCCAUGGAAAAGAUGAUGUAGUUUAUAUAAUUCAUUGCAUCCUAAUUCCCAGGAGAAGCAGAACAACAGGUGGAAAGCUAUGCAACGUGGAAGUAUGGCGGAUGCCGCAAACUUGAUCGACUGGUACGUCAGCUGAAUAAUCUACCACAACUCACCUCUCGAAUAUCUUCUUGAUUUCUCCCCAGAAAAGAAAAUUUGAAUUCUCGACGGUGCUAAUGUUCGUCCGCUUGCUGUUCUAUCAACCCUUCUGUAUAUAGGGGAGAUUGUAUCUUCUAUUGUUUGUAGAAUUGAAGAACAAGUGUAGAAGAAAUGGAUAACAUUCACUUGGAGUCUUCCUCAACCACAAGAAAGUUACUUGGAAACAUCAUGGGAGAUAUCGUUCAACCUAGAGGACAAAGUUGCCAAUUUCUUAGAAAGGGAAGAUGGUUGGCAUCUCUUUAUUACUUCUCGAGGAAUUUCCAAACAACACGUAAAUUUUCAGUUAGUUCCUCAUCAAUCAGUGUAGAAAAACCUCACCAAAACUUGCUGAGGGACAAGAAGCUCGUUCCUGAUUCUGAUCCUCCUAGCAUGAAAGAUGUUGAUCUCUUAUAUAAUUUUCUUGAUCAAAGUUCCAACCUUGUGGUAUUGACAGGAGCUGGAAUUAGUACAGAAUGUGGAAUUCCUGAUUAUAGAAGCCCGAAUGGAGCUUAUAGUUCUGGUUUCAAACCAAUUACGCAUCAGGAGUUUGUUCGUUCAAUCCGGAGUCGUCGUCGAUAUUGGGCAAGGAGUUAUGCAGGGUGGAGACGAUUUACAGCUGCACAGCCCGGCCCUGCACAUUUAUCUCUAGCAUCUCUUGAAAAAGUAGGCCGAAUUAAUUUACUGAUCACACAAAACGUUGAUAGGUUGCACCAUCGUGCUGGUAGUAAUCCACUUGAAUUACAUGGAACUGUGUAUUCAGUAAUAUGUUUAGAUUGCGGCUUUUCCAUUUGUAGGAAUUCAUUUCAGGAUCAAGUGAAAGCUCUCAACCCAAAGUGGGCAGAAGCAAUUGAAAGUUUGCAUGAUGGAGGCUCAGGGUCAGACAAAAGCUUUGGUAUGAAGCAAAGGCCAGAUGGGGAUAUUGAAAUUGAUGAAAAGUUUUGGGAGCAGGACUUUUGUCUUCCUACCUGCCAAGAGUGCAAUGGAGUGCUCAAGCCUGAUGUCGUAUUCUUUGGUGAUAAUGUUCCGAAGGAUAGAGCUAAUAAGGCGAUGGAAGCUGCUAGAAAUUGUGAUGCUUUACUCAUAUUAGGGUCAUCUGUAAUGACCAUGUCUGCUUUUCGGCUUGUGAGAGCGGCUCACGAGGCAGGUGCUGCUACAGGAAUUGUAAAUGUUGGUGUUACAAGAGCUGAUGACUUUGUAUCACUGAAAAUAAAUGCUAGGUUGGGUGAGAUCAUGCCUAGAGUGCUUCAAAUGGGAUCCCUUAGCAUUCCUGCCCUUCAAUGAUAUCACUUCAGGUCUCUGUUUCAAUUACAACUUCGUAGUUAUCACUAGAGAAUCUAUGAUCUAUUUUGCCAAAUUACAUUUGGGAAAUGGAUAUCUUGAUUGUUGUAUUAUUAAUAGCACAAGAUUGCUGAGCUGGUCACAGAUUUAGAUCAUUUCUUCUCAAUUUACUUAAAUAAAUCUCAAUAUUUUCAUUGUAUUUAAAAUUUACUAAAUUUAUCAAUAUAUAUAUUCGAUUUGGUU
This is a messenger RNA of Cucurbita maxima (winter squash), 1790 nucleotides long. RefSeq names its product NAD-dependent protein deacylase SRT2. The transcript has 12 exons. Lineage: Eukaryota; Viridiplantae; Streptophyta; Magnoliopsida; Cucurbitales; Cucurbitaceae. Bases 402 to 1550 code for a protein of 382 amino acids. The record is from RefSeq and is a predicted model, not a curated record. Gene Ontology annotation, molecular function: NAD-dependent protein lysine deacetylase activity; NAD+ binding.